AUGGGGUGGUUCGGAGUCCACCCAGCGAAAGUAGUCACACCCGCGUUCAAACCGGUUGUUGACAAUAGGGCACUUGUAAAACUCACGCCCUGGGUUCUGAUUAGUCCACGCCGUCAGGAUAAUCGGUGUUUCCAAGCACUAACAGUGGGGAGUAACCGGGUUUCCCUGAUUUGCUACGAUCUGGGCAUCAGCGCCGGUGGAGGAGGAGGAACGACAAUCCAUGUUUGCAGUUCUUUUCACGUACCGGAAUUACCUGACGAUGUCCUCACCAGAAUUAUAUCUCUAAGAGCCAACAACUCUGUCGUUGUUCUACGACCUUUUGUUCGCGCCGGAGGUCGGACCAGACGUCUAGUGUACACACCAACAGUACUUCGUAAUUGCAACUUCCACCCUCUGUUUUUCCGCGACCCCGAUAGCAUUCUCAACCACAAUGGGAGGGCCCGACACAUCUUCGAAGCUGCUAUUCGAGAAGGAAAUCAACAGGCCGUUUACUUCGAGUCUCUUAAUCGAGUAGUGAUCCACGAAGAUUAUGAUGGGGGAUUUAGCAUGCUCGACGAAAUCGCACCAACCUGUCUGACCGGAGCACUGGCAUCCGCUAUUUUAUGCGUAUGCUUAGGACAUACGACAAAAGCAAGCGAGAUGUUCCAAUUGUUCACCAAUCUAACCGGAAUUACAAUAUACGAGGCCAAUGCCCGUGCGUACGGAGAUCAAGUAUCGACGAACAUCUUCUGGUUGAGCCGUAAAGCAUUUAACAUGUACAUCUCCGACAGCUUCCAAUUCCCGAACGACGACCACAUUCAUGUUCCUGAUUGCACAUAUGACCACAUGUUCACCCUUGGUUGCAACAGGUGUUAUAUGCACCGGCUAGGAUUACGUGUAUGUACGCUUCUCACCUUUGUCGAGUAG
Molecule: messenger RNA, 906 nt
Organism: Microthlaspi erraticum
Lineage: Eukaryota; Viridiplantae; Streptophyta; Magnoliopsida; Brassicales; Brassicaceae
Source: the annotation of a GenBank genome assembly